GGAAACAAUAGCAUACGUAAUUGUUGGUAAGUUAACAGUUGACUAGCAUACUACCUAGAACUUUAUGAGAUAGAGUGCGAUGUGUUGUAAAGUCACAUGUAAACAUAUUUUCCAAAUGAAUAUAUUCAUCAAACAAGUCUGCCUUAUAUACCUGAUAACAAUUGCACAGACUUCCUUGGCUACCCAUAGCUACCAAUCGAAUAGUACACACGGCUCAUAUUCGCCAGGGAAAAACUACAGUUAUGAGCAGUACAACUAUUACUCAGGCUCAUCUAUAGAGGUCAUCAUCAAGAAUGAAGAAGGAUUUGCAGUAUUCGCCAUGAUAGAAAAGCCUACGAGUACUUUCUCACCUGAAGGUUGUCUCAACAAUAGAACCAACCCCUACGGUGUUUCAACUGGCUAUGGAUACAAAGUUAUAGAGUGGUAGCCUUUCACUGUAAUUGUCUACAGGUACUCAAAAUACAUAAAAUGUAAUUAAAAUCAUUAAAAAAACUAUAUUCAUUUAAUAAAACUCGAUUAAAUUCUGUA
Molecule: messenger RNA, 528 nt
Organism: Homalodisca vitripennis (glassy-winged sharpshooter)
Lineage: Eukaryota; Metazoa; Arthropoda; Insecta; Hemiptera; Cicadellidae
Exons: 2
Coding region: 80-427 (115 amino acids)
Source: RefSeq, a predicted model, not a curated record